GGGAGGGCGGCGAAGGAGAGAGUGCCCGAAGGGGGUUGCGUUAGGUUGGCAGGUUUGCUGUCAUGCCGGGCAUAGUGGAGGUGCCGUCGCGGGAAGAACUGGAAGUGCCGCAGGUGAAAGUUAGCUCAGCGGUACUGAAAGCAGCCGCUCACCAUUAUGGUUCUCAGUGUGACAAACCCAACAAGGAGUUCAUGCUGUGCCGCUGGGAGGAGAAGGACCCACGGAAGUGUCUGAAUGAAGGCAAAGAGGUCAACAAGUGUGCCCUGGAAUUCUUCAGGAAGAUCAAGUUGACCUGUGCAGAACCUUUUACCCAAUACUGGACCUGCAUCGAUUACACCAACCUGUUGGACCUUAGCCGUUGCCGGAAACAGCAGAAAGUCUUUGAUGACUGUGUGCUGGAGAGCUUGGGCUGGGUGAGACCUGAUUUGGGGCAGCUGUCCAAGGUCACCAAAGUGAAGACUGACCGGCCUCUCCCUGAGAAUCCCUAUCAUUCCAGGCCAAGACCGCCACCAAACCCACCAGUUGAAGGCGAGCUGAAACCUGCUUUGUAUGGCAGCCGGCUGUUAUUCUGGAACUGAUAAAAGCAAAAUAAAAGCGGGUGGCUUCAAAACAA
Euleptes europaea (tarantolino) is the source of this 613-nucleotide messenger RNA. It is a transcript of the gene NDUFA8, whose product is annotated as NADH:ubiquinone oxidoreductase subunit A8. Lineage: Eukaryota; Metazoa; Chordata; Lepidosauria; Squamata; Sphaerodactylidae. The coding region runs from base 63 to 578 and encodes 171 amino acids. Gene Ontology annotation, biological process: mitochondrial electron transport, NADH to ubiquinone. The transcript has 4 exons. The record is from RefSeq and is a predicted model, not a curated record.